UCAGCCGCUUCCUCUUUCUCCUCGACUCCUCCAGCAGGAACAGAUCUGCCCCAUCAGAGUUCACUCAUUCGGCAGCGCAGAGAUGUUGGCCCUCAUCCACCGGCUCCUGGACUGGUUCAGGUCCCUCUUCUGGAAAGAGGAGAUGGAGCUAACGCUGGUGGGACUACAGUACUCUGGAAAAACCACUUUUGUCAACGUAAUUGCUUCCGGUCAGUUCAAUGAAGACAUGAUUCCUACGGUCGGCUUCAACAUGAGGAAAGUCACUAAAGGCAAUGUUACGAUAAAAAUUUGGGAUAUAGGAGGGCAGCCACGGUUCAGAAGCAUGUGGGAGCGAUACUGCCGGGGUGUCAAUGCCAUCGUGUAUAUGGUUGACGCUGCAGAUCGUGAAAAGGUCGAAGCCUCGAGAAACGAGCUACACAACUUAUUAGACAAACCACAGCUGCAAGGCAUUCCUGUACUUGUGCUUGGCAACAAAAGAGACCUCCCCAGCGCCCUAGACGAGAAACAAUUGAUCGAAAAGAUGAACCUGUCCGCCAUUCAAGACCGAGAGAUCUGCUGCUACUCCAUUUCAUGCAAAGAGAAAGACAACAUAGACAUCACACUGCAGUGGUUGAUCCAGCAUUCAAAGUCUCGGAGAAGCUGAAAGCAGACCCCGUCCUGCCUCUGUUCCAGCUCCCAGCUCAGCUCAGCGCUCUUCAAACCGGCCGGCCCUUCCUGUGAGCAGUGACGCAGUCCCUCGAAGACGCAUCUGUCUGUCUCAUUACACACAGUAAAGCUUCUUUAUGGUUGCUCUCAUUUAGGCAGUUUUUUGGCUGAAUUUAUUAUUUUUUUUUUAUGGUAAACCUUGUAUCGGGAAUUUGCCUUCCUGUCCUGUGAAAUAAGUUUGUGUUAUUGUUUGGGGUUUUCUUUUGUUCUGCUUAGUUUAUCGUUUGCUUGUUUUUUUUUUUUUGUAUAAUUUUGUAUAAUUUAUUGCGGUAAAUAAUUUUUUUUAGAACA
This is a messenger RNA of Puntigrus tetrazona (Sumatra barb), 996 nucleotides long. It is a transcript of the gene arl8bb, whose product is annotated as ADP-ribosylation factor-like 8Bb. Bases 83 to 643 code for a protein of 186 amino acids. The record is from RefSeq and is a predicted model, not a curated record. Gene Ontology annotation, molecular function: GTPase activity; GTP binding. NCBI's taxonomy places the organism in Eukaryota, Metazoa, Chordata, Actinopteri, Cypriniformes, Cyprinidae. Gene Ontology annotation, biological process: anterograde axonal transport; protein transport. Gene Ontology annotation, cellular component: lysosomal membrane. The transcript is spliced from 7 exons.